Encephalitozoon romaleae SJ-2008 is the source of this 822-nucleotide messenger RNA. RefSeq names its product septin. Bases 1 to 822 code for a protein of 273 amino acids. The record is from RefSeq and is a predicted model, not a curated record. Gene Ontology annotation, biological process: cytoskeleton-dependent cytokinesis. NCBI's taxonomy places the organism in Eukaryota, Fungi, Microsporidia, Unikaryonidae. The transcript has a single exon. Gene Ontology annotation, cellular component: septin ring; septin complex; cell division site. Gene Ontology annotation, molecular function: GTPase activity; molecular adaptor activity; GTP binding.
AUGCAGAUAAACAAACAAAUGAUUGUUCGAAGGCAGAACAGGAGAUUCACAAUUAUGGCAGCCGGACCAAAAGGAUCUGGAAAGUCCUCGUUCUUCAAUACCCUGAUAGGAAAGGAGAUUGUUACAUCCAAAGGCCAGGAAGGAAUCGAUCUCUACAUGCUAAAUCUGGACUGCGAGGGUAUCAUGCAGAGAAUUACCUUGAUCGAUACGCCUGGAUUUGGAGAGACCCUUGAUGACACCGAGAUACAGGAGACAAUCUGCAACUUCAUCAAGGCCCAGUUGGACAUGUUCAUAGCAGAGGAGUCAAAAAUUAGAAGAAACCCUAAAUAUGAAGACACAAGAGUUCAUUGCUUGCUGUAUUUCAUACCCUCAACCUCCUUUGGACUCAAGAACAGAGACAUCGUGUUUCUGAAGAAGGUUUCUGGACUAGUCAACAUCAUCCCGGUAAUCAGCAAGUCUGAUGGGUUGAGUAUUACAGAGAGAAUAGAGGUCAAGAGACAGGUCGUAGAGCAGAUGAGACACUACAACAUUUCUAUCUUCGAUCUAGAUGACCCUGAGAUCUAUUCGUCCCCCACGGCAGGAAACGACCUAAACAGCCUUGUUCCAUUCAUGAUUGUUUCUGCAGAUGGAGAAAACCUUGAGUCAAGGGUUCGGAACUAUCAAUGGGGAAGCGUAAGUAUAGAUAAUCCGGAGCAUUGCGACCUUCCUGCACUAAGGGAGUUGCUUCUCAGCACUCAUAUCUAUGGACUCAUUGACUACACAGCAAGCGAAAUAUAUGAAAACUACAGAGCUGCUGUGUUGGAAAGUGAAAUAAAAAAAUAG